This is a messenger RNA of Maniola jurtina (meadow brown), 2008 nucleotides long. RefSeq names its product protein disulfide-isomerase A3 (gene ERp57). Gene Ontology annotation, molecular function: protein disulfide isomerase activity. Gene Ontology annotation, cellular component: endoplasmic reticulum. The transcript has 9 exons. The record is from RefSeq and is a predicted model, not a curated record. Bases 119 to 1582 code for a protein of 487 amino acids. Gene Ontology annotation, biological process: response to endoplasmic reticulum stress; protein folding. NCBI's taxonomy places the organism in Eukaryota, Metazoa, Arthropoda, Insecta, Lepidoptera, Nymphalidae.
CAAAUGUCAAGUGCGGCUUAUACGUGUAUUUUUCCGGUUCUUGUCUUCCUCGAAUAGCUUCACUCGAUCGGCGAAGUAUAGCGCACGCAUUAAAUAGAAGCCCAGUGAAAGUUCUAAAAUGCUAGGAUCACUUAAAUUAGUUUUAUAUUUAGCUGUUAUUUACGUAUGUAAGGCCACCGAAGAGGAUGUACUUGAUCUUACAGACUCUGACUUCGCUAGUGCGAUAGCCCAACAUGAUACAGCUCUUGUCAUGUUUUACGCACCAUGGUGUGGUCAUUGUAAGAGAUUGAAACCUGAAUACGCGUCUGCUGCCGGCGUUUUGAAGACUGAUGAUCCUCCUGUGGCAUUGGUCAAAGUGGACUGUACUGAGGGUGGAAAAAGCACUUGCGAGAAGUACUCGGUGUCUGGAUAUCCAACACUCAAAAUAUUCAGAAAAGGAGAACUCGCACAAGAAUACAAUGGUCCAAGAGAAUCCAAUGGCAUUGUCAAAUUCAUGCGUGCUCAAGUUGGCCCAAGCUCCAGGGAACUACUCACCGUGGCCAGCUUCGAGGCAAUGAUUGCUAAGGAUGAAGUAGUGGUCAUUGGCUUCUUUGAAAAGGAGACAGACCUCAAAGGAGAAUUCCUCAAGACUGCCGACAAGAUGAGGGAGGAAGUCACCUUUGCACACUCUUCUGCAGAGGAGGUGCUGAAAAAGGCUGGAUACAAAAACAAUGUGGUGCUGUACCGUCCCAAGCGCAUGCAAAACAAGUUUGAAGACUCCUCAGUCGUGUAUAGCGGCGACGGGUCUCUGAAAGCCUUCAUCAAGGAGAACUACCAUGGCCUAGUCGGCUUCCGUCAAAAGGAGAACAUCAACGACUUCACAAACCCCCUGGUUGUGGCCUAUUAUGACGUGGACUACGUCAAGAACCCUAAGGGCACCAACUACUGGAGAAACCGUGUGUUGAAGGUAGCCAAGGAGCUGUCGGAAGUGACGUUCGCGAUCAGUGACAAGGACGACUUCGUCCACGAGCUCAACGACUACGGCAUCGACUUCGCAAAGGGCGACAAACCCGUUGUGGCUGGCAAAGACCUGGAUGGAAACAAAUACGUCAUGAGCGCCGAGUUCAGCAUAGAAAACCUAGUCACUUUCGCCAAGGACCUCGUAGACGGUAAACUAGAGCCCUUCAUCAAAUCUGAGCCAUUACCUGAGAAGAAUGAUGGACCGGUCAAGGUUGCUGUGGGCAAGAACUUCAAGGAGCUGGUGACAGACAGCGGCAGGGAUGCUCUGAUCGAGUUCUACGCGCCCUGGUGUGGACACUGCCAGAAACUCGCGCCUGUGUGGGACGAGCUUGGGGAGAAGCUUAAGGAUGAGGAGGUAGACAUCAUCAAAAUGGACGCCACCACCAACGACUGGCCCAAGUCUCUCUACGAAGUGUCUGGCUUCCCCACCAUCUACUGGAAGCCUAAGGAUUCCAACAAGAAACCCGUCAGAUAUAAUGGUGGGCGUGCAGCUGAAGACUUCAUCAAAUACAUAUCCGAAAAUGCCUCAAGUGACCUUAAAGGCUUUGACAGGAAAGGAAAUGCAAAGAAGGAUGAACUGUAGAGUGAUGCAAACUUUCCAUGAAAGAUCUGUGUGUGAAUGAAACGUGUGUAUGGAUGUGUGUUCACUCACACAUAUUAAAAUCUAUUUUGUAUAAGACUACAAUGUAGUACAAGAGUGAGAAUGCUUUGGAGUACCUAUCAUCAAUGUACUCCGAAUAAUUUUAAAAGCUUUUCUUGGUGUCAUUCCAUUUAUUUAUGAGUGAGUUUUCCAUUUAUUUGAGAAUUAUCAACAAAAGGGUCAUACUGGUACUUGGUAGUCAUUGUUGUAUGAGAGAGUGAGAAAAUAUUGUUUUUACAACUUAACACCAACCAAGCUUUUUUCAUAUUAUAUAAAACCCAUAAGUAAUGAACUAAAUACAGUAAUUUUUAAAUGCAUUUCUUAUAAUAUGUCAGUGGUAACAAGAAAUAAACUAGGAAUUAUUUAUAA